GAUGGGAUCUGAAGUUUGUGUGGGAGCAGUCUGAUUCUUUCGUUCGAAACGGUGUCGUUUCUGUUGCUGCGAAGCCGAAGUCGAAGCGACUUCGUUCUUCGCUUUGAUCGGAACCGUGGAUUUUCGCCUUGGUGAUUGGAUAUAGGGAAUUUCUACAUGAUGGCGGAGUGAUGCAUUUUUCAAUGACAAAGAUCUGUUCCUGCUAUAGCAGUCAUCUAUUUUUUAUAGUAUCAUAGUCUUAGACUGAUACAUAUGGCUGGGAUUUUAACUGGGGAUCCCUCGAAUAGUGGAAUUUUUGAGGAUGGAUCUUGCUGCAAUUCAAAGGAUGGGCUAGAGGAAGGUGGUCAUUGGUAUAUGUCUAGGAAGGAAAUAGAAGAAAAUUCCCCAUCAAGAAGAGAUGGCAUUGACUUGAGGAAAGAGACAUAUUUCCGAAAAUCAUACUGCACUUUCUUGCAGGAUUUAGGCAUGAGGCUUAAAGUACCCCAGGUAACUAUAGCCACAGCAAUAAUAUUUUGUCAUCGGUUCUUUCUUUGCCAAUCUCACGCAAAGAAUGACAGAAGGACCAUCGCCACAGUAUGCAUGUUCCUCGCAGGGAAGGUUGAAGAGACUCCACGCCCACUGAAGGAUGUUAUCCUUGUUUCCUAUGAAAUAAUUCAUAAAAAGGAUCCUGCUGCUGUCCAGAAGAUCAAACAGAAGGAAGUAUAUGAGCAACAAAAAGAGCUAAUUUUAAUUGGAGAGAGGGUUGUACUUGCAACUCUAGGUUUUGACCUCAAUGUUCACCACCCAUAUAAACCCCUUGUUGAGGCAAUGAAAAAAUUCAAAGCCGCACAGGAUGCUCUUGCUCAAGUUGCAUGGAAUUUUGCUCUUGCUCAAGUUGCAUGGAAUUUUGUCAAUGAUGGGCUGAGGACAUCACUCUGCCUGCAAUUUAAGCCCGACCACAUUGCAGCAGGUGCCAUUUUCCUUGCUGCCAAGUUUCUCAAAGUGAAGCUUCCAUCGGAUGGUGAGGUGGUCUGGUGGCAAGAAUUUGAUGUCACCCCACGCCAGUUGGAGGAGAUUAGCAAUCAAAUGUUGGAACUGUAUGAGCAAAACAGAGUGCUUCCACCUCAAGGGAGUGAAAUGGAAGUUAAUGCCAGUGGUGGACUAAACCAUAGGGGCACAACAAAAGCUCCAGUUGCCAAUGAGGAAUCCUUACCGGCUAAUAGUCAUGCUCAAGCAGGGGUUGGAGUGGUGUCUACUUUGAAGCCUGUAACUGCAAAGCAGUCAUGGCAUCGGCCAGCAUCUGACAAUUCAACUGCUGGUAAUCAUGGAGCACUCGUGAAAGGCACCCAAAAUCUAAGUAAUGAUAGUGGGAGCUCUGAGAUGGGUAGUGUUAUAACUGAUCAGAUGGCAGAUGGAGAGGCUCCGGGUGGAUUUAAAUCUGUGCCAGACCAAAUUGAGGGGGAUAAUGAAGAAGGGAAUGGUGGGAGAGAUGAUACCACGUCAACAAGAGAAUGGAAGAAUAAUGGUGCGUUACACAAGUCAGAGAGGGUGGUGGGUGGUCAAAAUAUGGAGACUCAAGAAGGAUCAUCCCCCAAAUCACCUCAAGAUGGAAUGAUUAAAAUGAUUGACAAAGAUAAGGUGAAAGCAGCACUUGAGAAAAGGAGAAAGUCCCGUGGAGAGGUGAUCAGGAAAAAGGAGUUGGUGGAUGAGGAUGAUCUCAUUGAGAGGGAGCUGGAAGAUGGUGUUGAAUUGGAUGCCAAGGAUGAGAAGAUCAAGCGAGAGAGAAGGCAGAGCUGGUCUAAAACUGAGAGUCCAUGUUAUACCAAGGACCAAGAGCAUACAGGAGAUGGAAACCCUCUUGGAACGGAGGUGGAGAAUAUCGAAGAAGGGGAGAUGUUGGAUGACGCAUCGCCCAAGUUCAACAAUCGGAAGAGAAAGGAAAGGAGCCCACCUGAUAUACAGUCGGAGGCCAAAAAGUGGACUGAUUCUGCUCCUGGGUGCCACCACCGUAGUAAUCACCAAGGGCAUCCUUAAAAGUAGAAUUAUGUGAGGCCAUUUACUUACAGUAUUAGUAUAUGAUUUAUAUCUGGGAUGCCAAAGACUUUUUCCAAGUAGUAGUAUUACACUAUUAUAUGAAUUGGAAUUGGAGGGUAGCUGGUUAUGGCAUGGUAUUUUUGGGUGUUUCAGUGGGAUGGGAGGGCAUUUAUUUAUUUAUUCAUUUAUUGCCACGUUCAUGUUUGCUGCACUUGGUGAUUUAUUAUUAUGUUGUAUUACCCCUGCCCCUCUAACAAUCACAACUCCAUAGCUAAUUCUUUUUGUUAGUGAUUAUUAUAUCGAUAAAGCCAUGGAAUGCAUCAGUACAUACAAUUUCCUCUA
Vitis riparia (riverbank grape) is the source of this 2355-nucleotide messenger RNA. Its product is annotated as cyclin-T1-3-like. Gene Ontology annotation, molecular function: cyclin-dependent protein serine/threonine kinase activator activity. Gene Ontology annotation, cellular component: cyclin/CDK positive transcription elongation factor complex; nucleus. Gene Ontology annotation, biological process: positive regulation of DNA-templated transcription, elongation; regulation of transcription by RNA polymerase II. The record is from RefSeq and is a predicted model, not a curated record. The transcript has 7 exons. NCBI's taxonomy places the organism in Eukaryota, Viridiplantae, Streptophyta, Magnoliopsida, Vitales, Vitaceae. The coding region runs from base 253 to 2013 and encodes 586 amino acids.